UAAGGGUAAAAUCGGAUUUCUGUGUUUAGCCACCUCUCUCUCUCUCUCUCUCUCUCUCUCUCUCUCUCGCAACACGAACAAUGGAAGCCGUUUACGACUCUGUACGGGCAAAGGAAAUGGAUCAGAAGAACCAGCAGAAGAUGAACAAAAUCAUUUGCAGAUACGAAGUCAUAAACCUUCUCAAAGCAAUGGAUCUAGCCAACAUGAUUCUUCAGAUCUCUGGUCCCAUGCAUGGAGAUGUUAUCAUUCUCACUUUGAGGCAUCCCAGACCAGUUCGAAGAAGGGUCAGUUUCAUUCCAAAUAUCAAGCUCCUUGUCGGAUUUUCCAUCUUCAUUUCAGAAAUCUUUUAUGUUUCCAUCCACAAUGAACCCAUGAACCAGGAGAAGAGGGCACUUUUGAUCUUAAUGCUUUUUAUUGGUUCCAUGAUUUUUAUUCUAUUGAUUGAGAUGUCACAGCUGAUUUCCCAUAGACUUGCAAUAGAAGAACGAAGGCUGCUCCGUCUAGUUGGGUGGAUCCAGGAAGCCCUAAUUAUUACAAUGUCUGGCACCAUGAUUUACUGGAUUUUGAGAACACCGGUGGAGCCACCAGUGCCUAUUCCUGCCUAAGUGCUGUCAAUCUUCUUUCACAGUUUCAUUAUUUUUUUUUGUGAUUGCAUAAUUAGCUAUUCUUUUGUUUUGUGUUUAUUCUAGUUGUGCAUGUUGUAAAUCUAUGGCUGAGUAUUCAUUUAGAUGGCUUUACAAGUAAUCGAGAAUGAUAUUAUUUGUGUGUAUGAACUAUGAACCACAAAUUCUUCACAGUGCAGUUUAUAUUUUAAAAUUGAGGAGGUACUAUGGAAAA
Molecule: messenger RNA, 837 nt
Organism: Carya illinoinensis
Lineage: Eukaryota; Viridiplantae; Streptophyta; Magnoliopsida; Fagales; Juglandaceae
Exons: 4
Coding region: 81-605 (174 amino acids)
Source: RefSeq, a predicted model, not a curated record